Acipenser ruthenus (sterlet) is the source of this 7193-nucleotide messenger RNA. Its product is annotated as A disintegrin and metalloproteinase with thrombospondin motifs 19-like. Gene Ontology annotation, molecular function: metalloendopeptidase activity. The transcript has 23 exons. Lineage: Eukaryota; Metazoa; Chordata; Actinopteri; Acipenseriformes; Acipenseridae. The record is from RefSeq and is a predicted model, not a curated record. The coding region runs from base 409 to 3828 and encodes 1139 amino acids. Gene Ontology annotation, cellular component: extracellular matrix. Gene Ontology annotation, biological process: proteolysis; extracellular matrix organization.
GGAUGUCUGCGCUGCUAAGCUGUCGGAGUCCUCUAGUGCUCUCUGCUGCUCAGUAUGCACUAUAUACAUCAUACAUACUGUAUGCGAUCUGUACCGGUCUGUCUCUUUCUCUGUCUCUCGUUCUCUUUCUCUGCUCCGCUGUUCUCAACUCUAAUUCUGUGCUGACUUUUGAUAUUUUCUCUGCGGGACUCAAACUCAUUCAUUCGGAAACUUCAAUCUCGUGUGAGAGUAAAAAAGGGCUGUAGUUUACCCGUGUUUUUGCUAUAAAACCCUACUGGCAGUGCAUACACAACACAUGUGCAUGUUAUGCAUCAAAGCUCUGUUUCCUAAGUGAAGAUUUCUGCAUUGUUACCUGCUAUCAAGGACAAGUUCAUUUUGUAAAAACUGCACUGAAGAGUCGUGGGGAAUAUGCAUCUGGGCCACAUCUGUGGGAUUUUACAGCAGCUGUGGUUUUUGACUGCUACGGUAGCUUCAGGUUCACAUUUCUUUCAAGACUUGGAGUCUGAGAUCGUUUACCCUUUGGUUUUACCGGAUGCCGCUCCGCCGGGUCCCGAGAGAUUCGACACCCAGGAGAGAGAUCCAAAUGCAGGCAGCAGUUCUCGUGAAGUCCGCUCUAUUUCCAAAGGAGAGGAAUACGAAUCCCAGGAGCUAUACCACUGGGAAACUCUUGGACCGCAGACACUGGCUUUUCCGGGGCUCAGGCUCAAAAUACCAGCCUUUGGCAAUGAGCUCCACCUGAUUCUCAAGAGGGACAGCAGGUUUUUAUCCAGGAAAUUCGUGGUAGAGAACAGACUGAAAGGUCGGAAAGCGUACCUGGACAAUUCAACAGUUACCUCUUCUUCCAGCGCUGAAAGGUCGUGUUAUUACAGCGGGGCUGUUCUUAAUUAUGCAGGAUCCAUCGCCUCCUUUAGCACCUGUGGUGGUCUGAUGGGAUUUAUUCAGCUCAAUCAGGACUUUCUAUUUAUUGAACCUCUAAAUCGCACACUGGCAGUAACAGGGCACGCACACCGCGUUUACAGACGGAAACGAUCAAUGGAGGAGAAAGUCUCACAGAAGCAUUCUUCACAUAAAUACUGUGGGGUUCUUCCUGAUAAAAGGAAAAGCAAGAACAGAAAGUUAACAGAAAUUGGAAGAGGGAAAAGAUACUCCUAUAAAUUACCUCAUGAAUAUAACGUGGAGACCUUGGUUGUUGCUGACCCUGCCAUGGUCAGCUACCAUGGGUCUGAUGCGGCAAAGAGAUUCAUCCUCACAAUAAUGAAUAUGGUUUUUAAUCUCUUUCAACACAAGAGCCUUGGAGUACAAAUGAACAUUCGACUGACAAAGCUUGUGCUGCUUCAUGAGACUCCAGCUGACAUGUACAUCGGGCACCAUGGAGAAAAGAUGCUGGAGAGUUUCUGUAAGUGGCAGCAGGAAGAGUUUGGAAAGAAGAACAUUCACACCGAUUUCUCAACGAGCUGGAGGGAGGAUUUACCGUCCGUUGACACAGCUAUAUUUAUAACCAGAAAGGAUUUCUGCGUACAUAAAGAUGAACCAUGUGACACUGUAGGUAUAGCAUACUUAAGUGGGAUGUGCAGUGAGAAAAGAAAGUGCAUCCUUGCUGAGGACAAUGGACUUAAUCUGGCAUUUACAAUCGCUCACGAGAUGGGGCACAACAUGGGGAUAAAUCAUGACAAUGACCACCCACCCUGUGCAGAUGGCCUCCAUAUCAUGUCUGGGGAAUGGAUUAAGGGACAGAACCUUGGAGACGUCUCCUGGUCUCAAUGCAGCAGAGAGGACAUGGAAAGGUUUCUCAGGUCAAAGGCGAGCAGUUGUUUGCUGCAGACAGAUCCCCAGAGCCUCAAUUCCGUGAUUCUGCCUUCCAAGCUACCUGGGAUGACGUACACUGCAGAUGAGCAAUGUCAGAUUCUGUUUGGACCAAAAGCCUCUUAUUGCCAGAAAAUGCAGUAUGUAAUUUGCUCUGGGCUCUGGUGCAAAGUCGAGGGUGAGAAAGAAUGUAAGACGAAAUUGGAUCCACCCAUGGAUGGAACAGAGUGUGACAUAGGAAAGUGGUGCAAAGCUGGGGAAUGUGUCAGGAAAGCUCUUUUACCUGAGCACACAGAUGGGGAGUGGAGUUCAUGGAGUGCAUGGGGAGCCUGCAGCAGAACCUGUAACACCGGGGUCAGUGUCCGUCAACGCAAGUGUGAUAAUCCCAGACCCAGCACUGAAGGUAGAGACUGUCCUGGUGUCAGAGUCCAGUAUCAAGUGUGCCAGAACACGCUGUGUCCAGCAGGGGUGCCAAGCUUCAGGGAUUUACAGUGCCGGUCCUUUAACAGGCCUUCGCUUCAGAAGCACUCGUUCCAGUGGUAUUCUGUCACAGAUAAUGAGAAACCCUGCACUUUAUUCUGCUCCACAUUGGGGAAAGACCAGCCGAUACUGCUGGCUGACAAAGUACUUGACGGGACUCUGUGUGGACCUCAGGAAUCGGAUAUCUGUGCAAACGGCACGUGCCAGAAAAUCAGCUGUGACGGUAUACUGGGAUCAUCAGCCAAAGAAGAUAAUUGUGGAUUGUGCAAUGGAAACGGCAAAUCGUGCAAAGUCAUUAAAGGAGAUUUCAACCACACCAGGGGGGCAGGUUAUGUUGAAGCGGUGGUGAUACCAGCAGGAGCAAGAAGAAUCAGAGUAGUGGAGGAAAAACCUGCACACAGCUACUUAGCUCUACGGGAUGCCAGUAAACACUCAAUCAACAGUGACUGGAAGAUUGAACAUCCAGGUUCAUUUAACAUUGCUGGGACAACUGUCCACUAUGUCAGAAGAGGAUUAUGGGAGAAAAUCUCUGCCAAAGGACCCACUACUUCUCCGCUCCAUCUUUUGGUGCUGCUGUUUAAUGACCAAAAUUAUGGAAUCCAUUAUGAGUACACCAUUCCUGUAGACCCUCCCCCAGAGAACCGGAGUGCCAAGACUGUUGAGCCUCUCUUCAUGUGGACGCACUCUGGGUGGGAGGACUGCCACGCUGUGUGUGGUGGAGGGGAAAGAAAAACAAAAGUUACUUGCACCAAGAUCAUGAAUAAGACUACCAGUGUGGUGGACAACAAGAAAUGCCGGUACCUGACUAAACCUGAGCCACAAGUGCGCAAAUGCAAUGACCAGCCCUGUCAGACAAGGUGGAUGAUGACAGAGUGGACUCCUUGCUCAAGGACUUGUGGAAAGGGAUCUCAGGCUCGUCAGGUGUCCUGCACUCAGCAGCUACGCAAUGGGACUCUCAUCAGGGCCAAAGAGCGGGACUGUGUGGGACACAAGCCUGCCGCAACCCAGCGCUGUGAGGGUCAGGACUGUAUGACAGUGUGGGAGGCUGAAGUGUGGUCCGAGUGCUCUGUAAAGUGCGGCAAAGGGGCCCGCCACAGGACUGUGAAAUGCACCAAUCCUCGCAAGAAAUGCGACUUGUCCACACGCCCCAGGGAGGUGGAAGACUGCGAGGAUUACUCCAAGUGCUACGUUUGGAGAACAGGAGACUGGUCCAAGUGCUCAGUAACCUGUGGCAAGGGAAUGCAGUCCAGGGUAAUUCAGUGCAUGCACAAGAUCACUGGAAGGCAUGGAAAUGAAUGCUUCUCAUCCGAGAAGCCCGCUGCUUUCCGACCUUGCCAUCUACAACCCUGCAACGAGAAAAAUAAUGUGAACACCAUCACCUCGCCUAGACUGGCUGCCUUAACAUUCAAGUGCCUACGGGACCAGUGGCCUGUCUACUGUAAAGUCAUCAGAGAGCAGAACCUCUGUCAGGACAUGAGGUGGUACCAGCGCUGCUGUGAGACCUGUAGGGACUUUUAUGCACAAAAAAUGCAGCAAAGAAGUUGACGUCCAACACAAUCAGAACUCUUACAAGAUUUUCCUUGUUAUUUAUAUUAAGAAAACACAAGCAAAAAACACCUUUUUCAAACAAGCAGAUUCUGGAUAAUUGAAUAAGUGUAAUUUAUUCUUGUGCUCUGUGAGGUCAUUUUUGUAGAAAAUAAUAAGAACUGUUUUUUUUAUAUAGUUGGUUCCACACUAAAUAUUAGUAAAUAAGUGUAAACGCUGCAUACUGCUCUCUCUCUCCUUGAAUGCGGCCCCUCUCCUGAUAUUGCCAAGGUUUCUAGGGGAAAUCCUAAUACUGGUCAGUCUAUAUUGAACAGCAAACAUCUGUCGUGUCUACUAUGUACAGUAUAAAGGAAAUGCAGAUAAGAUGGGAAUCUACAAAAGAGGAAAGAAGCAAUAUAGCUCGGUACGUUUUUGUUGGCUGUUGUUCUACCUGAUCUAUUUCAUACAGUCUAUAAUCAUUAAGCCAUGCUAUUUAUCUCUAUGGAGAUUCUCAAUGUCCUUGACUUGCCUAAGCGUUGCUACGUAGAGGAAUCGGUAGUGGCUGCCGAGGUUACAGGUUUGUUGGGUUCAUCUGUGUUCCAGAAAUCCUUGUGAAGAAGUUACCUUUGCACAUAAGCCCUGGAUAUCCCUUUACAUGUAAAAAUCCCAAGGAUUCUUGAAAGCAUGACCGACAAAUCCAAAUCAUUAACUCUAUUGUCUCUCACCUUAGUUUACCCAUUUAAUACUGUACAUACCAGGUAAGCACAGUGAUCCACUUGCCAUUUGUUUUCCCAUCCAAUAGAAGGAAAAUUAGACUAACUAUAGUGAACAAGCAAACCUUAAAUAACUUCCAACACUCACACCAGGGUUGGGCUGUAAGAAAACACGAAGUGGAGUAUUCUUAAUCCCUGACAUGGAGUCUAGGGGAACCCUGCAUGUUAAAUAAAGGUUAUUACAAUUGAGUGUUAACUGACACAACACAGGCAGCCUGUAAGCCUAAAAAGAGACUAUAGAAUUUCACAUACAGUGUUAUAAUAGUAAUAAUUAUUGGUAAGUGCAGCCUUGGCUAUUUUUCAUCCUGGGUUGACCUUUCAUUCCAAGGUUAUAAUUUGAGAGCAGUAUUCAUUCAGUAAGAUCUAAAGCCACAUUUCAGGUUUAAGUCAUGAAAGUGACCCACAGUACCAGCUAAAUCUGCCUUCUAGUGACCAAAGUUGAAAUACAAGGUUGGAGCGGGGCAUUGCAGUGUUAAAAAAAAAAAAAAAAAAAAAAAAAAAGUUUUACAGAUUUAGAUUUGGAAUCAAUAAUCUGAGAUCUAGAAUUCCAGCACCAUAUUGCACUGGGACCAAAGUAUGUAACUUUUACAUCAGAUACUGUAAACUCAGUGGGAACCCCAUAAACAAUUUAUAAAUAGGAUAACACGAGCAACCUCAAUCAUCUAUAAUAAGUCAUCACAUAAACUUUUUGAUUCACAGUAGUAUAAGCUGAUGUAACAUUGAAGUCUUAAAUACUGUAUUAAGGUUUUGUUGGAAAGCAAAUGUUUUCUGAAAAAAUAACAAUAACUCUCUGCAGCCACAGGAAUCAAUGCCUUAUAGUUCACAUGUACAUUGCAUAGAACAUUAGUGACACCCAGUGGCCAGAGGCUGUUGUCACUUGAGAUUCUAUUUUUUUUCUCACUGUUUUUACUGUUCAUUUUUAUUGAAUAGUUCAGUUUUCAGAAAAAGUGUCUUUCCAUAUUCAAUACAACAAAGAGACUUGUUGAAAUGAAUGAAUGACUAUUUCUAUUGAUGGUUCUAUGCAAAGGCAGCUUCUAAUGGUUCUAUGUUGUUAUACAGCAGAUGGUGUUUCAGACAUUUACAAAAUUAAUAAAACAUGGCCACAUUAUUGGUAAUUAGUUGGAAUUAAAAUAAGCAUAUCAGUGUGGUACUAUGAUGUUUGCAAAUUAACUAAACCAACAUGAUAAAUUGACAAUUUACAGUAGUUGUUAGUCAGUUGGCUGUAAAAAAAUUGCUGAAGCAAUAAAGGUGGGUUACAACGGAUGCCAACUUAUCAUACCAGCUUUAUCAUAGACUGGAACUGCAGCUGCAACUCACAGAGCACCAGGCUCACUGAAUCAACUGGUGGUUGAUAAGGGAAGACAAAGAAGUCAAUCAAUCAGUCUUUGGGUAUUUGUAGCCGCAAUUUUGAAACCAAAUUGAAACUGUUAUUAUAGGAGUAAUUCAGGCAUUCAUUUACCAGUGAUACAAUACUCAAUCUGGUGAUUCAGCUAAUCCUCUUUAAACCAUUGCAUGCGGCUGUCUGUAACUCAGCUAACAAGUUCAGUGCUUCAGUCCACCAUGCCCCACUGUUCCUCUUAAGUAUCUUGCACGAUGCAGAUAUAUUUAUGACCUUCAUGGAACUGAUCUACUUGUACACCUUUGAAUCAAGACAGCCUUUAUUCUUCUUUCUGGUCCUAGCUUACACUGUGACGCUGGCUUAAAACUGUAAUGUGUCAUUUAUAAUACUAACUAUACCUAUUGCUGUUAUAGUUUAUUUAUGUCCACUUUGACAGCCUUUUCCAGUUAUACCCAAUUAUCAUUUAAUAUAAAAGACCCCUCAAUGAUAGUAAUGAGCCUUUGGUAAAGGAUCUGGGGAAAAUGCCUCUCCUUCAAAAGGCAGUUAUAUAGUAACACAAAGCAAAAGCGAUACCAAGGGGCCACAUAUUAAAUCAUCCCGUUCUUCACUUUAUUUAUCACUUUAAACAAUUACUGUGUUUGUUUUUUUUCUGUUUGUUUGUUUGUUUUGUUUUUUGGUUCAGCACUUGUAGAGAUAUUAUUGUUCACUACAUUAAGGUAUCUCAUGCCACAAAUUCAUUAAAGCAACUACGAGACCAUGGAGGUGUUGAACACAGACCUGCUGCUUUUAAAGGAAAGUAAUCUGCUGUAUAUCUUGACAAAUAUGUUUAACCAAACAAUGACAAAAUGUUAAAUAGGUCGGUAACGAUUAUAAAUACAAAUUCUAUACUUGAAUAAAAGUAUUAAGAAACGAAACACUGUAAAUGUUUACACUGAAUCACUGUGGCACUGAUUUAGACUUUUAAAAGUUCUUCAGUCAGGAAACAGAAACAUCUUGUGGUGCACGAAUCCUGCUCCAUUUUAACAUUUUGUCAUUCGAUUGAAAACAUGAAUUAUAUGUCGAUGUCUGCUUCAUUUAGCUGGUAUAAUAUGAGAGUCUUUUUCUCUAUACUCCUUGAACUAUUUUUUCUCUUUCGUACGUACUUUCUUUGUAGCAAUGUUUUGAAGUUUUACAGGUUUGUGAAACUUUAUGAAAUUUGAAUUUUCUUUCUGAGAAAAUACAUUCUGUACAUGAUUCACAUGAUCUUAAGUUUUCAAUAAAAAAGUUAAAACUUC